Messenger RNA from Amborella trichopoda, 4280 nucleotides. The record is from RefSeq and is a predicted model, not a curated record. NCBI's taxonomy places the organism in Eukaryota, Viridiplantae, Streptophyta, Magnoliopsida, Amborellales, Amborellaceae.
CUCUCAGACUAAUGAUCUUGAAUCAUUUGAAACUUGUUCUUCUGAACAGUUUUGAGUUACUUGAGAAGUCCGAGUCCAACUAGCCGAGUUUUUAAACACUGGUAUAAAAAAUACAAGUAUCUCAUAUAUACUCAUAUCCAAGACAUCUGCAAUGGACUGUCGGCCAAAAUUAGUGGGCAUAACAACAUCAAUAUGUAAGUUAUGAUGUCGUUGUCUUAUAUUGAGGAAUCUUUUGACUACGAGGGAGGUAAAUUGGAGGCGAGAAAGAAGUAGAGAGAUGUGACCACAUGCAUCAUCUUAUGAUAUUAAUCAGGUUUCUAAGUUUUCAAAGAGCCUGAUUCAAACAAAAGUACUUACAUGCAAGCACCAUACAUACAUAUCUCCCUCCAUACAUGCAUGAAAUUAGCACAUUCAUAAACAAAUACAUGCAUUAUAUCUUAACCACAUCUAGUUGUGAUAAAGCUCCGAUGAUGAUGAAGACGUCUUUGUUGUAUCGAGGUAAUCUAAAUUAACUAUAAAAUGGUAGAUCAGAGUUAACAUCUCAAGUUCCCUCUUUCAAAUAAUCUUUUGACACCAUUUUUGUGAUAACUUUUUUUUAAAAGGCUAUUUUUUAUUUUUUAUUUUUUUCUUCAAUGACUCGAUGACCCCUUAACCAGGUAUAAAAAUGAAGCUUGGGAUCUAGCGUCACGAACUAAUCGCCAAACACAUUAGCCAUUUAACCCAAGCUCGUUUCCUGUAACUUUUGCUAUAACUAAUCCAAUUUUUUAGUCAUUUAACACGAUCUUGUUUUCUGUGAUUUUUGCUAUAACUAAUAAAAAAUUUCUUGAAUGUUAACUAAUCCAAUUUUUCUUAAAUGCUAACUAAAAAAUUCCUUUCUUUUGUUGCAAGCAUUUUGUUGCCUCUCAAAUGAUGUGGCUUCCGACCCGCUGGACCACCAACCUGCCCAAAAAGUCGCCGUGGUCCUACAAGUGAAACAGGGAAACAACCGAAACUUUACCGGCCGUACGAUAAAACGACGGACAGUUGCCGAUUCCCUUCUACCAUUCACGCGAAGCCCAUUCACUUGAAGAAAUUGAAAGUCGCGUUUGGAAGCCUCCCACUGUCCAUGUAAUAUGCAUAUAAAUAUAGCUGUCGCCCACUUAGCAGAAAUAUUCCCAUCUCCAUCUCUACGAUUGUUAUUCCCUUUUUUGCCAUUUUUAAUGCUAGAGAGAGAAAGAGAGGAGAGAGAGAGAGAGAGAGAGAGAGAGAGAGAGAGAGAGAGAGAUAGAGAGAGAGAGAGUAUUUUACCAUGCAUGCGUAAAGCGCGCUCAGCCACCCAGUUGAAAACCCAAUGACGUCUGUGGAGUUUCAGGAAACAUGAGGAGUUUCUCUCUCGGAAGCCGUUCAAGUUUCAGGAAAAAUUCUGGAGAGCUCGAUGAUAUGGCUCGAACCAGCAGCAGUGGCGGAGGGGCAAUGCUGCCUCUCUUCUUCAGCGACCUAGCUGCGGCCGGCCCACAAGAGCUGGUGGAGCUCACCCUUGAAAUCGACAAUGGCGACUCCCUGCUUGUAAUGGGCGGCAAUGCUGAAGACCACGACGACUCAACACCGCAAUCAGACUCGAUGAAGGCCGCUCUGUUCGGGAGGAGUGGUUCGAAGAGAGUUGCAGAGAGGGUGCGUUGCGUUUCUCAUGAGUUUGUGACUGAGCUUCGACGGUUUGCGCGGGCGAGAUCGCUGUCAGGUCGGUCGGUGACGACAGAGGAAGCGCCAGUCACAGACGCGAGGGCAGCGCGGAGGGUGCAAGCGCGGCUCGAGAGGACGCGAUCCGGAGCGAAGGAGGCGCUCAAAGGGCUGAGAUUUAUAAGCAAGACGGCCACCGCCGGCGGUGGUGAUUCCGGGGAGAUGUGGCCGCAGGUGGCGGCGAGGUUUGACAAGCUCGCUAAGGAUGACCUCCUCUGCCGCCAUGACUUUGCAGCCUGUAUAGGUAUGGAUGAUUCUAAGGAGUUUGCAGGGGGCGUGUUUGAUGCAUUAGCAAGGAGGCGACAUCAAAAGAUAGAGAAGAUCACAAAGGAGGAGCUCUAUGAUUUUUGGUUACAAAUAUCCGACCAGAGUUUCGAUGCUCGCCUCCAAAUUUUCUUUGACAUGGUGGAUACAAAUGCUGAUGGGAAAAUAACGAGAGAGGAAGUUCAAGAGUUGAUAAUUCUCAGUGCUUCAGCAAAUAAGUUGUCAAAAUUGAAGGAACAAGCUCAAGAAUAUGCCACCCUGAUCAUGGAAGAACUCGACCCUGAAAGCCUCGGUUACAUUGAGUUGUGGCAACUCGAGGCAUUGCUAUUGCAAAGGGAUAACUACAUGAAUUAUAGCCGCCCACUAAGCACUACAAGCCAAGCUUGGAGUCAAAAUAUUGGGUUUAAGUCCAAGAAUCUCGUCCGAAGAAUAAGUAGUAGCAUCGGGUACUUUUGGCAAGAGAAUUGGCAAAGGGUGUGGAUACUGUCAAUAUGGAUGCUUAUAAUGGCUGGCCUAUUUGCAUGGAAAUUCAUGCAAUACAAGAAGAAAGCAGCGUUUGAAGUGGUGGGGUAUUGUUUGCUCACUGCCAAAGGCGCUGCCGAGACCCUCAAACUGAACAUGGCUCUGGUGCUUUUGCCGGUGUGCAGGAACACACUCACAUGGCUCAGAUCCACCAGAGCCCGCCUAUUUAUUCCUUUCGACGACAAUAUCAAUUUCCACAAGAUGAUCGCCAUCGCCAUAGUAAUGGGAAUCCUGUUACACGCAGGGAACCACAUCGCCUGCGAUUUCCCCCGCCUCGUUCAUGCUUCUCCAUCACAGUUUGAUUUAAUCGCCUCCGAUUUCAACAGAGAGAUGCCAACUUACAAAAGCCUAUUUGGAGGAGUAGCAGGCAUUACUGGAAUAGCAAUGGUGGUUUUAAUGGCUAUUGCCUUCACAUUGGCAACUCGAUAUUUUCGAAAGAACGCAGUGAAGAUACCACCACCAAUUAACAGACUCACAGGUUUCAAUGCCUUUUGGUACUCCCACCACCUUCUGGCCAUUGUCUACCUCCUCCUCAUUGUCCACAGCAAUUACAUGUAUUUCGUCCACAAAUGGUAUGAGAAAACGACUUGGAUGUACCUCUCUGUCCCUUUGAUACUCUACCUGGGCGAGCGGACUCUUAGAACCCUCCGAUCCAAAUCGUUUGCAGUUAAAAUCCUCAAGGUAGCAGUAGUUCCAGGAAGGGUUCUAACCCUGGUCAUGUCAAAGCCCCAAGGAUUUCGCUACAAAAGUGGGCAGUACAUAUUUCUUCAAUGCCCUGCAGUCUCUCCAUUUGAGUGGCACCCAUUCUCCAUUACUUCUGCCCCGGAUGAUAGCUAUCUUAGUGUGCACAUUCGAACAAUUGGAGAUUGGACUGAAGAACUAAAACGAGUCUUCGCGGAGACUUGUGACUCUUCGUCUGUGAUAGGGAGGGCUAAAUUCGACGACCAAGGAAGAAUUGAUCAGAAGAGCUUGCCUCGAUUACUAGUGGAUGGGCCUUAUGGAGCGCCAGCACAAGACUACAGAAACUAUGACGUUCUACUCCUAGUUGGGCUUGGGAUUGGAGCCACCCCAUUCAUAAGCAUUCUCAGAGACUUGCUCAACAACAUCAAACUAUCUGAAGACCAAACGGAUACAAACACAGACUUCAGUAGAUCAGAUGACAGUUCAAAUAGUUUCAUAUCCAUGGCAAGCUCCAAGAAGAAACAGCCACAAAGAACCACACAUGCCCAUUUCUACUGGGUCACGAGAGAGGCAUCCUCUUUUGAGUGGUUUAAGGGAGUAAUGGAUGAAGUCGCCGAGAUGGAUCAGAAGGGAAUCAUAGAGAUGCACAAUUACCUCACAUGCGUCUAUGAAGAGGGGGAUGCAAGAUCCACCCUACUCACCAUGGUCCAGGCUCUCAACCAUGCUAAACAUGGUGUCGACAUUGUCUCUGGCACAAGGGUACGAACACAUUUUGCUAGGCCAGAUUGGAGGAAAGUGUUCACCAAAAUAGCCUCCAAGCACCCAUACAAAACAGUGGGUGUGUUCUAUUGCGGCAUGCCUGUUCUAGCCAAGGAGUUGAAGAGAAUGUCCCAUGAAUUGAGCCACAACAGUGCCACUCGAUUCCAGUUCCACAAGGAGAAUUUCUAAGAGAGAAAACCCCAACAACUAACCCUCCCCUUCUACCCCGCUUAUAAAAGGGUAAUUUUGUAACCAGUCCUCCCCAAAUGUUAUAAUUCAAUAUGUGUAUAUAUAUUCAUAAGUUCAAAAACACAAUUAUAAAAAAAAAGUUAUUAAAA